AUGAUGCCUGGUUCAAUCUUCUCGAAAGAGAUGAUCAGUCGUGAGAAGGCAUACACAGGAAAUGUAUCGAAGCUGGUCAAUGAGCUUCCAGAGAAUCGCGUCCACGAGAUCCAUUGCGAUGCUGGGAUGUUUGCGCACGGUUUCGUGGUGCUGAUCGAACUGCCAUACAUCGUGCUCCAGAAUCAUGAAGAGCACGAAGAGUUCGAGACACGGGACCAGCGCAAGAAACACCAGCGAUUUUGGCGAAUUCCUGCGCAGGAAGGCUGA
Messenger RNA from Phytophthora nicotianae INRA-310, 267 nucleotides. RefSeq lists its product as hypothetical. Bases 1 to 267 code for a protein of 88 amino acids. The transcript is spliced from 3 exons. The record is from RefSeq and is a predicted model, not a curated record. NCBI's taxonomy places the organism in Eukaryota, Oomycota, Peronosporomycetes, Peronosporales, Peronosporaceae.